GGGAAAGGCCUGCUAAUGCAGUGAAGAUGGAGAUGCAUCAGCUGGACAGGAGGAAGCCGGUCAGGCGGAGAGCACAGACGGCUCUCACGCUCAUCAGCCUCGCAGCGGCGUCACUGUCGUGCGCCCAGGCCUUCCUGGUGCAGCCGCACAGACACACGAGGACGCUCAGGUGGGUGCGUCAGGAGAUGACAGAUGCUUGUGCUUGGUUCAAACACGCUGCUGGUGUGUGUGACUGUGAUGUGUGCAGGAUGGGCGUGGCUGCUCCCCCCCCGGCCGUGAGGCAGAAGCCGGUCAAGAAAGACUGGCUGGGGAGGGUGAAGGAGCCGCCUGAAAGUACGCCUGUGCAGAGACGGACACACAGAUUGACACGUGUGCAAUGCAUAUGAUGCUCUCCUCUGUCUGUGACUGUCUGUCUGUCUGUCCGUGUGUGUGUGUGUGUGUGUCUGUGUGUCUUGCGCAGGCAAAGUGAGCGAGCCGAAGCCCACGCUGAGAGAGUGGAUGGACGCAAGCAUCAGGGAAUGGAUGAACGUAAGCAGCCGAGUUAUGAUGCGAGCGCGCUGGUGAUGUGCAUCAUCCUGUCUGUCCUUCACGUGUGCGUGCUGCAGGUGAGGGAUGCGCGCAUCGGCGUGUUGAUUCUCAACCUGGGCGGCCCGCUGAUGGAGAACGACGUCGAGAGCUUCUUGUUCAACCUCUUUAUGGACGGUGAGUGGGCAAAACAGACCAGGCAGAACAUAUCGUCCUUCGUGUGCACACACAUGGAUGGAUGGGAUGGAUGCAGGUGAGAUCUUUCGUUUGCCCGCGGCACUGCGGUGGCUCCAAGAGCCGCUCGCGUACCUCAUCUCAAAGGCCAGAAGUGAGUGAUCCGAAGCCAUCAGCCAACAGGGGUGGGUCGAGAUGCGCGCGCGCGCGCGCGUGUUCAGGUCCCAAGACGAGCGAGGCGUAUCGGUCGAUCGGCGGCGGAUCGCCCAUACUGGGAUACACACAAGCACAGGUACGCUAUUGUCUGCACGCUGCUUGCUCCAUCUCGUCUGCACAUACUCGUUCGUGUGAUGACGUACGUGUCUGUGGCUGGCGUGUUGAUGUGUGGUUGGUGGAAGGGUGAGGCGUUGACGCGUCAGCUGCGUCGGAUGGGUUACGACGCACAGACGUACAUCGCCAUGCGGUACAGCGCCCCAUACACACGGACGGCAGUCACCGAAAUGCUCAGCGACAAUGUCGAUGUAAGUGUCACUGGCUCCACACACUUGUCCACACGUCGAUGUGUGUGUGUGUGUGUGGUGGAUGGUUUGGCGCAGGGUGUGGUGAUACUGCCGCUUUACCCCCACUUCAGUGUGUCGACCAGCGGCAGCUCCAUCAAGUACGGUGGGGUGGACACACAGAUUGACGCCUCUGAUAUGCAGACGUAUGAUGCACUCACCUGUCUGUCUGUCUGUGUGUGUGUGUGUGUGGGUGCAGUAUCCUGAAGAAGUACUCCCGGAUGUUCAUCGACAUGCCCCACACGGUCGUGACGGAGUGGUACGACCGACCCGGAUACACCAAGGCCGUCGCCAACCUCAUUCAAAGAGUAGGGAUAGAUAGAGGGAUGGAGGGAUGGAGGGAGGCACACACGAGCGAAGGCAUUGCGUGGCGUGUUGUGUUGUGUUGUGUUGUUUGGUGUUGUGUGCAGGAGAUCGACUCGUUCACCGCGGACGAGAGAAGGGAGGGCAUACACGUGCUCUUCAGUGCACAUGGGGUGCCAAAGGUCAGUCUGACGCGCGCGCGCGCGCACACACACACGCGCGCGCGCGCGCGCACAGAGGACUGCAUAACCAUGUGUGUGUGUGUGUCGUCAGAGUUACAUCCAGAACGGCGAUCCCUACCAGGACCACAUCGUCAAGACCAUCGACACGGUCAAACGGCAGUACUCUGCUGGUCGGUACUCACGCAAUGCAAUCCACUGACUGCACUCACUGGGAGACGCAUGACGUGUGGCAUGGAAGCCCAUGUGUGUGUGUGUGUGUGUGUGUGCAGAUGUGUCGACGCAUCUGUCGUACCAGAGCAAAGUGGGGCCGGUCGAGUGGCUGCAGCCGUACACCGAUGACAUGAUCGAGUCCCUUGCUAAGCAAGUACGAUGCAUCCAUCACACAGACACACACAGAGACUCCCAUUUGUGUUGAUGUGGUUCCCAUGUCAUGUGUGCAGGGGGUUAAGAACCUGGUGGUCGUGCCGAUCUCGUUUGUCAGCGAGCACAUUGAGACACUCGUGAGCACAGACACACACACACACACAUGGAUAUUGUGCCGACCUGUGUGUGCGUGUGUCGGCUGACAGGAGGAGAUUGACAUCGAGUACCGCCAUCUUGCCCACGAGAAGGGCAUCAGGUACCAAUGCUUUCGAAUCCAGCGAGAACACGUGUUUAUGUCUGUGUGUCUGUGCGCAGGAAUUGGCGGCGCGUGCCGGCGCUCAACGUGGAUCCCCUCUUCAUUAAGGACCUUGCAGAGCUCGUUGCCGUAAGUCCACACACUCGGCAAGUGUGUGUGUGACCCACAUCAAGUGUCUGCGUGUGGUGUGGGGUACGAUGUAUGUGUUGUGUGUGCAGGAGUCUCUCGAUCAGCCGGUGCUGUCCCUCAACGAGGUGUGCUUCAAGAAAUACAAGACGUCCUUCGAGCAGUACGACGAGUGAUUAUAUGUGUGUGUGGCUCGGUCGUAUGUGUGUGUGAGUCCGUGUGUACAAAUGGACGUCGGUGUACUGUGCGGUUGCCACGUACGGCGCGCGGAAGCCCCGCUUUUUUGUGAGGCAUUCAUUGCAUUCAUAGAUUGAUUGGUGCGGCGAGAGAGAGAUGCGUUUCAAUGUGGCCGGCGGUCGGUCGGUCCCCUGUAUAUAUACAGUAUAUGUGGCCUGUGUGUAAGGCAGUCAGUGACAUCCGCUUUGUGUGCGUGUGUCUGUGACCUAUUUAGUAGCCAAUCCUGAUCGCAGAUAUGGACCAGUCAGACAGCAGAGAGGGCCCCCUCCU
Molecule: messenger RNA, 2993 nt
Organism: Vitrella brassicaformis
Lineage: Eukaryota; Vitrellaceae
Source: the annotation of a GenBank genome assembly